This is a messenger RNA of Auxenochlorella protothecoides, 1092 nucleotides long. Its product is annotated as Trehalose-phosphate phosphatase. Gene Ontology annotation, biological process: trehalose biosynthetic process. The transcript has 6 exons. Lineage: Eukaryota; Viridiplantae; Chlorophyta; Trebouxiophyceae; Chlorellales; Chlorellaceae. The record is from RefSeq and is a predicted model, not a curated record. Gene Ontology annotation, molecular function: trehalose-phosphatase activity. Bases 1 to 1092 code for a protein of 363 amino acids.
AUGUCCCGGAUAUCUUUUGAGCUCAAAGAUGACCUGGAGGCCUCGCCCAGCGAUGGAAUAUUGACAGCAUGCCUGGAGGGUUCUGCUGCCUCCAUCAGCCCUGCGUACAAUGCGUGGAAGGCGGAGCAUCCAUGCCCCAUCCAGCAAUUCGACAGCCUCAUGCGUCAGGCUGCCGGCAAGCUCGUCACUGUCUUCCUUGAUUAUGAUGGGACGCUGACGCCCAUCGUGUCCAACCCCGAAGCGGCGACCAUGUCGGAGUCGACCCGUGGCGUCGUGCGGCGGCUGGCCGAGCUGUUCCCCUCUGCCAUCGUGUCGGGGCGCAGCCGACUGAAGGUCCAGUCCUUUGUCCAGCUGGCAGAGCUCUUCUACGCUGGCAGCCACGGCAUGGACAUCACAGGACCCGCGCCAGGGGCCACGGCGGGGGCGGCGACCUGGGAGGACCAGGUCGCCUUCCAGCCCGCUGCCGCUUUUCAGCCCGUCAUGGCCACGCUCUGCGAAGAGCUGGAGGAGGCCGUGAGACCCUUUCCCGGGGCCGUGGUGGAGAACAACACCUUCUGCCUCAGCGUGCACUUCCGCAACUGCGAUGCCCACUCCUUUCCGCCAAUCCUGGGCCUGGUGGAGGCGGCGGUGGCCUCCCGCUCCGACCAGCUGCGCAUGACCCGGGGCCGCAAGGUCCUCGAAAUCAGGCCAAAGUUGGAGUGGGACAAGGGCACGGCGCUGAUUCACCUCCUGGGGUGCAUGGAACUUGCCGAUGCGGAGCAGGUCUUUGCCCUGUACAUCGGCGACGAUCGCACCGACGAGGACGCGUUCAAGGUGCUCGCGGAGCGCGGCCUGGGCUGCGGCAUCCUGGUCAGCACCCACGCCAAGCCCACCGCGGCGUCCUGGUCCCUGCACAGCCCCUCGGAUGUGGUGGCCUUCCUCGAGAAGCUGGUGACGUGGGGGCGGAGUGGCGCCAACGCGUGGCAGUCCAAGCGCUCCUGCAAGGGAUGGCACAUCGCCGCCCGGCCCACUGCCGCCGCCGCCAUGCCGGGCCUCCCGCCCCGCACGCCCACGGCACCGACGCCCGUGGCGCGGACGCCCACGCAGGGGUGA